Molecule: messenger RNA, 1578 nt
Organism: Papaver somniferum (opium poppy)
Lineage: Eukaryota; Viridiplantae; Streptophyta; Magnoliopsida; Ranunculales; Papaveraceae
Product: serine-threonine kinase receptor-associated protein-like
Exons: 7
Coding region: 211-1284 (357 amino acids)
Biological process (GO): spliceosomal snRNP assembly
Cellular component (GO): SMN complex
Molecular function (GO): RNA binding; protein binding
Source: RefSeq, a predicted model, not a curated record
UUUCCAUUUCCUCGCGCCAAAGCCCCCUCUCCUUCAGAGUUUCGAUUUUCAUUUUCUGAUAAUUAUUUAGUAAUAACAAAUAUGUAAUUCAUUUCUAAUAAAUCAUUAUCAAAUGUACAAAAAGAAAAUCCUCUCUGGGGUUGAUUUGAUUUAGGAAUCGAGGGUUCUUGAAAAAAAUAAUUAGGGUUUUGUGGGUUCUUGUUUUAAGAGAUGGACAAGAGAAAACUGGGUGUUCCUUUAGUUUGUCAUGGACAUUCACGUCCUGUUGUGGAUUUGUUCUAUAGUCCAGUGACUCCAGAUGGUUUCUUUCUCAUUAGUGCAAGCAAAGAUUCUAGUCCUAUGCUGAGAAAUGGAGAGACUGGUGAUUGGAUUGGAACCUUUGAAGGUCAUAAAGGUGCAGUUUGGAGUUGUUGUUUGGAUACAAAUGCUUUACGAGCUGCGUCCGGUUCGGCUGAUUUCACUGCGAGAAUAUGGGAUGCUUUGACUGGUGAUGAGCUGCAUUCUUUUGAACACAAGCAUAUUGUUCGGGCAUGUGCCUUCUCUGAGAAUACACACCGUCUUUUGACCGGAGGAAUCGAGAAAGUGCUUCGUAUUUUCGAUUUGAAUCGUCCAGAUGCAACUCCAAGAGAAGUCGACAAGUCUCCUGGUUCAAUUAGAACUGCACAAUGGCUUCAUAGUGAUCAAACAAUAUUGAGUUCAUGCACUGAUAUUGGGGGCGUGAGAUUGUGGGAUGUUAGAAGCGGGAAGAUUGUUCAAACUCUUGAAACCAAGUCAUCUGUCACUAGUGCUGAAGUGAGCCAGGAUGGUCGUUACAUCACAACUGCUGAUGGUUCUAGUGUGAAGUUUUGGGAUGCAAACCAUUUUGGAUUGGUGAGGAGCUUCGACAUGCCAUGUGUUGUGGAAUCGGCUUCUUUGGAACCCAAACUUGGUAACAAGUUCAUUGCUGGGGGAGGAGACAUGUGGAUUCGAUUGUUUGAUUUCCAUACUGGUGAAGAGAUUGCUUGCAAUAAAGGACAUCACGGACCUGUACACUGUGUUCGUUUCUCACCUGGAGGGGAGUCUUAUGCAUCGGGAUCUGAAGAUGGUACCAUCAGAAUUUGGCAGACAACGUAUCACGAAGACAAUGAUUCUUCUUCAACUAAUGGGUUGAUCACAGGCAACGGAAAAGUGAAGGUGACGGUAGACGAGGUAUCUCGCAAGAUCGAGGGUUUCCACGUUUCAAAAGAGAGAACUGCAACUGAAGAGAAGGAAGAAGUUGUUAAUACUGCUACUACCGUGGCAUGACCCUUAACCAAGUCUUACAGUUCUUGGGAAUUUCAUCAGUCUUUUUGUUUUUAAGUAUGAAUUCGGUGAGUUACUGACGUGGAUAAUAGUUUAAUGCAUGCAAGUCUGGUAUUCAUUUUGUUGUUAUGACAUGACACUUUAUAAUGUUUUGAUUGAAUAGCUUUAGAGGCUCAUGGGCUCGUGGUGAUAAUAGAAGGACGCCCACAACAUGGGCUCGUGGUCCCUAUGUUGGUUAUCUCUUCAAAUAGUCAUUAGGGUUUUAAAGCUAAGAAAUAAACCAAGAUCAUCUUUUCA